CUAUUCUUUUUUUUUUUUUUUUUUCUUAACACAAAAAAGUAAAUUAAAAAAAUGGCUGAAGAUCUUUUUAAUGUGCCAAUUUUCUUUAUUCUCUUUCGUGAGACGACAGAGGCAGCCAUUAUUGUGUCUGUUCUCUUGUCAUUUUUAAAGAAAAUGUUCCCUACUGAAUCACCAGUUUACAAGCGUCUUCGUAAGCAAAUUUGGCUCGGAUCUGCUGCUGGUCUGUUUAUUUGUAUAUGUAUUGGUGCUGCUUUCAUUGCUGUUUAUUACACUGUCUUGAACGAUCUUUGGGGUAAUUCCGAAGAUAUUUGGGAAGGUGUCUUUUCUCUGGUUGCUGUCAUCAUGAUUACUGUAAUGGGUCUUGCUAUGCUUAAGACUGAACGUAUGCAAGAAAAGUGGAAAGUCAAGUUAGCUCUUGCCAUGGCCAAGAAGGAUGAUGGAACCAAAUCUACCUGGAAGGAAAAAGUUCAAAAGUAUGCCUUCUUCUUCUUGCCCUUCAUUACUGUCUUAAGAGAAGGUCUUGAAGCUGUUGUCUUUAUUGGUGGUGUCUCCUUGGGUAUCCAAGGUAAAUCUAUUCCCAUUGCUGCUAUUAUGGGUAUCGUCUGUGGUGUCUUGGUAGGUUUCAUUAUCUACCGUGGUGGUUCUUUGAUUCAACUUCGCUGGUUCUUUGUUGCCUCAACCAUCAUUCUCUAUCUCGUCGCUGCUGGUUUAAUGUCCAAGGGUGUUGGUUAUCUUGAACAAAACGCUUGGAAUGUUGUCAUUGGUGGUGAAGCUGCCGAUGUCAUUGGUUACAGAGUCACUACUUCUAUCUGGCACGUCUCUUGGGGAGACCCAGAGAACAAUGUCAGCUCUAACGGUGGUUGGCAAAUCUUUAAUGCCAUUCUUGGUUGGAACAACACCGCCACCUAUGGUACCAUCAUUAGUUACUGUCUCUAUUGGUUGUUUGUCAUUGGUUACCUUGCCUACAGUUACUUUAAGGAGAAGCGUGAUGCUAUCCGUAAGGCCGAAGCUGGUGAAUUCGAUAUGGGUGAUGCUGCUUUGGAACACGCUAAGCAAUUCAUUGAUGAAACUGGUGAGAUCCGUACCGAUUACGUUGAUGUCGAGAGCAAGGAGCAUCAUGUUGAAACCAUUGAUACCAACGGUGUCAAGCACUAAUACCAACAUCACUCGCUUUCACAUCUUAAAAAAAAAAUCAAAAAAAAAACCCUCACUUUAUCUCUAUAGAAACUUAUUUACUACUACACACCCCCACACACACACUUUUUACAUACUUGUUAUAUUCGUGGUAAUGCCACACAUUAUUCUUAUUUUUUUUCCCCACUCCUCUUUUUUAUCAUAUUUUUUUUUCUUCUCUGUAAUGUUAUUAAUAUCAUUUUGAUUCUCAUGUCAAAUUUUCCAAACAUAAAAAAAAAAAUCUUUAUUUCAUUUA
Messenger RNA from Mucor mucedo, 1429 nucleotides. RefSeq names its product high-affinity iron permease. Gene Ontology annotation, biological process: iron ion transmembrane transport. The record is from RefSeq and is a predicted model, not a curated record. Gene Ontology annotation, cellular component: high-affinity iron permease complex; plasma membrane. The transcript has a single exon. Gene Ontology annotation, molecular function: ferrous iron transmembrane transporter activity. The coding region runs from base 52 to 1155 and encodes 367 amino acids. Lineage: Eukaryota; Fungi; Mucoromycota; Mucoromycetes; Mucorales; Mucoraceae.